AUGGAUCAUGAAAAAUCUGACGAUGGCUCCAAGCUCGACAGUCCCCGUGUUCUGGCUUACGAUCCUAUUGAGGGAUUGGCAUUGAACACAUAUGAUAAUCACUCCCGUGAUGGAGAGUCAUUCGAUGACGUGCCCUCCUCCAAACGAACUAUUGGCCUUUCCUCGGCAAUCUUCCUCAUCGUCAACCGCAUCAUUGGAACAGGGAUUUUCGCGACUCCGUCUUCCAUCCUCGCCAGCACCGGUUCGGUUGGUCUAGCCUUGUUCAUGUGGAUCAUAGGCGCGCUUAUUGCAAGCGCCGGCCUAGCCGUGUAUAUCGAAUUCGGCACAGGCUUGCCCCGCUCUGGCGGCGAGCUGACAUACCUCAGCUACCUCUUCACGAAGCCGAAAUACCUCGCCAUUGCAGCGUUUGCGGCCUAUGCGGUGAGCAUGCCAUGGCCUGCGGGCAACUCGACCGUGUUCGGCGAAUAUAUCCUUCUCGCGGCUGGGAAGGAAGUGACGCAGUGGAAUCAGCGCGCGAUCGGCGUUGCAUGCAUCACGUUCGCGUUCAUUAUGCACAGCAUGUUCAUGAAGUGGGGCCUUCGGCUGCAGAACGCGCUCGGCACGUUCAAGGUCGUCAUUCUGCUCCUCAUCGCGUUCUCAGGAUUCGGUGCCCUUGCCGGGCAUAUCAAGCUGCCUGAAGAUGAGAAGCCGCAUAACUUCUCCAACGCGUUCGAGGGCACGUCGAGUAAUGCGAAUGCUUUCGUCGUGGGGCUGUACAACGUCAUUUGGUCAUUCAUUGGGUAUUCCAAUGUCAACUACGCCCUGUCGGAAGUACGGAACCCGGUGCGGACGCUGAAGAUUGCAGGCCCGCUGGCGAUCAGCACGAUCACCGUGGUCUACAUGCUUGUCAACAUCGCAUAUUUCGCGGCGGUACCAAAGGCAGAUAUUCUAUCGUCAGGUCAAACAGUCGCGGCGCUUUACUUCCGGAAUAUGUUCGGAGUGAAGGCCGAAAAAGCAUUGAGCGUAUUUGUAGCACUCAGUGCGCUCGGAAACGUGAUGUCAUGCUUGUUUUCCCAAGGCCGCAUCAAUCAAGAGCUCGGAAGGAUCGGGGUCCUACCGUUCUCAAAGUUCUGGGCAUCGAAUAAACCAUUCAACGCUCCGGCAGCAGGACUUGCCCUGCACUGGUUCGUCUCCGUCGUGGCCAUCCUCGCACCCCCUCCCGGCGACGCCUUUAACUUUAUUCUGAACCUUGUAUCUUAUCCUUUGGCGAUCAUCAACGCCUUCAUCUCCGCCGGCCUCCUCUUUCUCUAUACCCCUUACUCCAAGCGCGGAGGCUUCAACUGGGCUCCACCCUUCCGCGCCUCGUGGCCUGUCGUCCUCUUCUUCUUCCUCUCCAACGUCUUCCUCUCUAUCGCACCGCUCGUCCCACCCGCGCCAGGCAUGAAGCCGUACAAGAAUUUGCCGUACUGGCUGCAUGUCGUAGUCGCGCUUGGCGUGUUCGCGCUCGGCGGCGUCUAUUGGGUGUUUUGGGCCCGCAUACUUCCCCGCUUGGGACGGUAUCGCUUGGAGCGUCAUACGGAGAUUCAAGAUGACGGGGUGUCGAGGAGUGUGUUCAAGAAAGUGCAUGUACAGUAA
Heterobasidion irregulare TC 32-1 is the source of this 1614-nucleotide messenger RNA. RefSeq names its product amino acid transporter. NCBI's taxonomy places the organism in Eukaryota, Fungi, Basidiomycota, Agaricomycetes, Russulales, Bondarzewiaceae. Gene Ontology annotation, cellular component: membrane. Gene Ontology annotation, molecular function: L-amino acid transmembrane transporter activity. Gene Ontology annotation, biological process: amino acid transmembrane transport. The record is from RefSeq and is a predicted model, not a curated record. The transcript has 8 exons. The coding region runs from base 1 to 1614 and encodes 537 amino acids.